Arachis ipaensis is the source of this 918-nucleotide messenger RNA. The record is from RefSeq and is a predicted model, not a curated record. Lineage: Eukaryota; Viridiplantae; Streptophyta; Magnoliopsida; Fabales; Fabaceae.
AUGACCAAGAAGAGAAGCUGGAGGAAUGAUGAAACGGUGGUGUUAACUGAGGCAUGUAGUGCCAUCAUCCAACACAAGCUGCCUCAAAAAUUGAAGGACCCAGGAAGCUUCAAAAUUCCCUGUAUCAUAGGGGAAGUCACGGUUGAAAAAGCCUUGUGCAAUUUGGGAGCUAGUAUCAAUUUGAUGUCGUUAGCAAUGAUGAAAAGAAUGAAGAUUGAGGAAGCUAAACCAACAAGAAUAGCUCUCCAAUUAGCAGACAGAUCAUUCAAAUUUCCUCAUGGAGUAGUUGAGGAUUUAUUGGUAAAAGUAGGAGACUUCAUCUUCCCUGCUAACUUUGUGGUGCUGGAUAUGGAGGAAGAAGCUAAGGCUUCAAUAAUUUUGGAAAGGCUAUUUUUAGCUACUGCUGGAGCCAUCAUUGACGUCCAAAAGGGUGAACUUACUCUUAGGCUACAUGAUGAGAAGCUGGUUUUUAAUGUGUUCAAGGCCAUGAGCUACCCACAGAAAGCACUUGGAGAGUGUAUGUGGGUGGAUGCAGUGGAAAUUGUGGUGCAAGAAACCUUUGAAGAAGCCCUUGAAGAAUUGACAGAGGAGGGUUCAUUGUUAAAUGUUGCGGUUGUUGAUGACAACUCAGCUGAAGUGCCUAUUCAAAGCACAUCGGAGGAGAGGAAGAAGGAGAAAGAAGCACCCAAACUGGAGCUAAAAGCAUUGCCUCCUACCCUUAAGAUGAGCCAUACUUAUUCAAAAAAUGCUCAGAUGGAUUGCUCAGAAGAUGUAUUUCAGAGGAAGAAGGAAGGAAAGUUUUAUGGAAUUGUCAUGCUUCUUGCUAUGGAGGCCAUUUUGGAGGAGAAAGAACAGCAGCAAAAGUCUUGCAGUGCAGAUUCUUUUGGCCCACCAUCUUCAAAGAUGCACGAGAGCUAG